UAUAUAUAUAUCGAGAAAAGAAAUAAAAAAAUAAGAUAAAAAUCUUUAUAGUAGACAAAGUCAACUAUAAUGAUCAGCGUUGAAUCUUGACUUCCAGAGUACUUAACCGCCUAAGCUCCUGAGCGUUGAAAAAUCAAAAUCCCCUUCAAAAUACAUGGCCUCCUCUGUUUUCAGUCCCUCCCCUGCUUUUGCGUUGGUUUCAUUGCUUUUCAUGUACUUUUCCAUCACUGCUUCUACAAAUGCAUUAGCAGCAGAGUUUGAAUUGUUGUCACUUCAACAAGAAGCUCAGGCUCUGCUCCAAACCGGUUGGUGGAAUGGCCACACUAACCAUACCCCAAGCCGUUGCCAUUGGCCGGGUAUAACUUGCAACCAAGCUGGCAGCAUCAUGGGUAUUUCUCUGCCUCUUUGAGUUCCAACUCGGAGACAAUGACAUUGGGAAAUUCAACUUCUCUUCCUUCCCAAACCUUGUUCCUCUUCAAGUUGUCGGACAUGGACUCAUCGGAAAUAUCCCAUUCGAUGUAGGUCUUUCUAAGUUACAGUCAUUGUUGUUGAGCCGUAACUUCUUAAGUGGGAGUAUUCCAUUUGAGUCAUAACUUAAUCGGUGGCGAAAUACCUUCUGAAAUUGGAAAUAUAACAAACUUGAAGCAAGUGGAUCUCAGCUGUAACAAGCUAACAGGCAGCAUUCCUCAUUCGCUUAUUUCUCUGCAUAGAGUCAGCUUGUCAUACAAUACUUUGAAGGGUCAAAUCCCGGAUGAGCUUCAGUCCUCUCCGCCUGAAGCAUUCUUUGGGAACGAGGAUUUAUGUGGUCACAUGGCUGGUUUCCCUCCUUGCUAUUCAUCUCCCUCUACCUCUGUCUCGAACAAGAGGCUUGUUCUCCAUUUGAAGUUUUUUUUUUCCCCACCAUUUUCCUUGCCAUAUUCUCAUUUGGAUAUUUGAUUGUUAAAUGUGUGGCUAAGAUAAUCCAAUUUAAGGAAAAUGCAACAAAGAAUGGCGAUUUAUUCUCUAUAUGGAAUUACGAUGGAAAAAUUGCAUACACAGAUAUUGUUAAAGCGACAGAGGACUUUGACAUUAAAUAUUAUAUUGGAACCGGCAGUUCUGGCAGCGUCUACAAAGUACUAGUUGCUUUGAAGAAACUUCAUGGUUUAGAAACUGAGGAGCCAUCUUUUCUUAAGAGUUUCAAGAAUGAAAUAAGAGUUUUAUAAAAAAUUCGGCACAGAAACAUUGUGAAGAUUCAUGGAUAUUGCUUGCUCCGUCAAAGCUUGUUUCUGGUUUAUAAAUACAUGGAAAGAGGAAGCUUAGUUGGUGUUCUAAAGAAUGACAAUGGAGCUAGACAAUUGGAUUGGUCCAAGAGAAUACAUAUCAUUGAAGACAUAGCUCAUGCAUUGUUCUACAUGCAUUACGAUUGCAGUCCACCGGUUGUUCACAGGGAUGUAAACAGCAUCAAUAUUCUCUUGAACUUUGAUAUGAAGGCUUCUAUAUCAGACUUUGGCAUACCUAGACUCUUACAUUCUAAUUCCUCUAAUCGAACUAUACCGGCUGGAACCUACGGAUAUGUUGCCCCUGAAUGGGCAUACAAUGAUUGUGACAGGAAAAUGCAAUGUUUAUAGCUUUGGAGUGGUGGUACUAGAAACAAUUAUGGGAAAGCAUCAUGGGGAGCUUAUAAGUUGUUUGUCUUCAUCAACCUGUUCUGGACAACAAAUCAUGUUGAAAGAUGUAUUAGACUGGCGUCUUUCUCAUCCAAUGGAUCCUCCAACUGCCAGUCGCUUUGUUUUGGUAGCAACAUUAGCCUUGGCAUGUCUGCGUUUUGAGCCAAAAUCCCGUCUGACUAUGAAGAAUGUACGCGAGCUUGUUGUUCCUAGGCCUCCAUUGCACAUACAUAUCAGUGCAAUUUCAAUACAGCAGCUACUGAAUCAAGAAAUUUAUAUGGUUGACACGCAUUAGGAAUUUUACUUAUGGAUGGGAAACCAUCAAGGUCUACAACCUUUGUUAUCUAUUCAUAUUUAGUCCAAGAAAAUUGUGAUAAAAUUUUAUUAUUUUUUAAAAUUUCUUCUUCUGUCGCUUA
Ziziphus jujuba (common jujube) is the source of this 2062-nucleotide messenger RNA. Its product is annotated as MDIS1-interacting receptor like kinase 2. NCBI's taxonomy places the organism in Eukaryota, Viridiplantae, Streptophyta, Magnoliopsida, Rosales, Rhamnaceae. Gene Ontology annotation, molecular function: protein kinase activity; ATP binding. The record is from RefSeq and is a predicted model, not a curated record. Gene Ontology annotation, biological process: protein phosphorylation.